GACCUGAGGCCCCGGUUCAACAUGGCGGCCUCCACGGGUCGUUGGCUUCUCCUCCGGCUUGCGCUACUCGGCUUCCUCUGGGAAGCGUCCGGCGGCCUCGACUCGGGGGCCUCCCGCGACGACGACCUGCUGCUGCCCUAUCCACGCGCGCGCGCGCGCCUCCCCCGGGACUGCACACGGGUGCGCGCCGGCCGCCGCGAGCACGAGAGUUGGCCUCCGACCCCCGCGACCCCCGGCGCCGACGGUCUGGCCGUGCGAAGCUUCGUGUCACACUUUAGGGACCGCGCGGUGGCCGGCCACCUGACGCGGGCCGUUGCGCCCCUGCUCACCUUCUCGGUACUAGAGCCCGGUGGGCCCGGCGGCUGCGCGGCGAGACGACGCGCCACCGUGGAGGAGACGGCGCGGGCGGCCGGCUGCCGCGUCGCCCAGAACGGCGGCUUCUUCCGCAUGAACACGGGCGAGUGCCUGGGGAACGUGGUGAGCGACGAGCGGCGGGUGAGCAGCUCCGGGGGGCUGCAGAACGCGCAGUUCGGGAUCCGCCGCGACGGGACCCUGGUCGUCGGGUACCUGUCUGAGGAGGAGGUGCUGGACACUGAGAACCCAUUUGUGCAGCUGCUGAGUGGGGUCGUGUGGCUGAUUCGUAAUGGAAGCAUCUACAUCAACGAGAGCCAAGCCACAGAGUGCGACGAGACACAGGAGACAGGUUCCUUUAGCAAAUUUGUGAAUGUGAUAUCAGCCAGGACGGCCAUUGGCCACGACCGGAAAGGGCAACUGGUGCUCUUUCAUGCAGACGGCCAAACGGAGCAGCGUGGCAUCAACCUGUGGGAAAUGGCGGAGUUCCUGCUGAAACAGGACGUGGUCAACGCCAUCAACCUGGAUGGGGGUGGCUCUGCCACCUUCGUGCUCAAUGGGACCUUGGCCAGUUACCCGUCAGAUCACUGCCAGGACAACAUGUGGCGCUGUCCCCGCCAAGUGUCCACCGUGGUGUGUGUGCACGAACCCCGCUGCCAGCCGCCUGACUGCCACGGCCACGGGACCUGCGUGGACGGGCACUGCCAGUGCACCGGGCACUUCUGGCGGGGUCCCAGCUGCGGCGAGCUGGACUGUGGCCCCUCUAACUGCAGCCAGCACGGGCUGUGCACAGAGACUGGCUGCCGCUGCGAUGCCGGCUGGACCGGGUCCAACUGCAGUGAAGAGUGUCCCCUUGGCUGGCACGGGCCGGGCUGCCAGAGGCCUUGUGAGUGUGAGCACCAUUGUCCCUGUGACCCCAAGACUGGCAACUGCAGCAUCUCUGGAGUAAAGCAGUGUCUCCAGCCAUCUGAAGCCACCCUGAGGGCGGGAGAACUCUCCUUUUUCAGCAGGACCGCCUGGCUAGCCCUCACCCUGGCGCUGGCCUUCCUCCUGCUGCUCAGCAUCUCAGCGAACCUGUCCUUGCUCCUGUCCAGAGCAGAGAGGAACCGGCACCUGCGUGGGGACUAUGCCUACCACCCACUGCAGGAGAUGAACGGGGAGCUUCUGGCCAUAGAGAAGGAGCAGCCAGGGGGCGCCCACAACCCCUUCAAGGACUGAAGCCUUGAGCUACCCGGGGUGGCAUGUCCCGAAAGCUUGUUUCCCCACCGUCUGGCUUCUGCAGGGGAAAUUUCAAGGCCACUGGUGUGGACCAUCUGGGUGUCCUCAGCCCCUGUGGGGCAGCCAAGUUCCUGAUAGCACUUGUGCCUCAGCCCCUCACCUGGCCACCUGCCAGGGCAGCUGUGACCCUAGCAAUACCGUGCUCCCUGGAAAGACUCAGCCGCCUGCUUCCUGCCUGCCUGUGUCUGCUGCUGAGAAGCCUGUGCCCGCUGCUGAGAAGCCUGUGCCCCCGGGAGGGCUGCUGCACUGCCAAAGAGUCUCCCACCUCCUGGGGAAGGGGGAGGGGCUGCCAAUGAACCAAGCCCAGUGACCACGUCACGACAAAACAGCACAUCCCGGCCAGCGCGCCGGCUGGGGUGGGUUAAAGGGACGAGUCUGCCUUCCCGGCGGUGACACAGGACCCCUUUUCUACACACCUCAUCACAGGACUUGCCAACUAGAAUUCGAUUUCCUGUCAGAGGAAACUCCUUGGAAGAAGGACGGGGGAUGAAAUCAUGUUUACAGACCUAUUUUGUCAUCCUGCUGCCAAGAAGUUUUUUUAAUCACUUGAAUAAAUUGAUAUAAUACAAGGAGCCAGCAGGUGGUGUCUGGAUUC
Rhinopithecus roxellana (golden snub-nosed monkey) is the source of this 2224-nucleotide messenger RNA. It is a transcript of the gene NAGPA, whose product is annotated as N-acetylglucosamine-1-phosphodiester alpha-N-acetylglucosaminidase. The transcript has 10 exons. Lineage: Eukaryota; Metazoa; Chordata; Mammalia; Primates; Cercopithecidae. The record is from RefSeq and is a predicted model, not a curated record. The coding region runs from base 22 to 1569 and encodes 515 amino acids.